Messenger RNA from Echinostoma caproni, 240 nucleotides. NCBI's taxonomy places the organism in Eukaryota, Metazoa, Platyhelminthes, Trematoda, Plagiorchiida, Echinostomatidae. The record is from the annotation of a GenBank genome assembly.
AUGGGGUGGGACGCCGCAAAGGACGACCUGAUUUCGGGUUUUGAUACCAUGGCCGACAGCCGGCAAUCGUUUCGGGGUUUCAGGACGGUGCAGCUCGGAGUUGGUGUGGACGCCCUGUCGCAUGCCGUGGCUCUGCGUGCCCUGUUGACUCUGCCAACGUUGGAUGAUGCCGGGCGUUCGGAUUUAUUGCUCGAACGUUUCUUGAAGAGCUUACCGGGAGAUUUGUGCGAGACAGCAUGA